UGACCCACGCUGAACUGUCCCGCCAAACUCAAUGACAGGGGGGCGCUACCAUCGUUCAACUAUAUGGUUUCCAACAUGGCAAAAAUCUGAACCAGCGAUCCGGUAUUGACGGUGGCGCCCCACUGUCAAUGUCAUCGACAGGACAGUCCAGUAUUUUGGAACUAUAGCUGAUAUCUGUCAAAAAUGACAAGUUAGAACAAAAUAAACAGUGCAUUUUUAUGGAAUAUAAUAAAUUAAUUAAAAUAAAUGAACUUGAUCUAGUAAUAUACGUGUGAUCAAUAAAAAAUAGGCUCUAUGGCGCUCUUGAUAUAAAAAAUCGAUGCAUUGGACUAAAUGUUAGUUUUUACUUUGAAAAUCGCACGUGGGGAAGACACGUUUUUAAACUGAUUUUCGAAGCAAUUAUUAUUUAUUGAAUGUUAAUAAUUGGUGCUAAUUUAAAGUCUAUUACUUACUUCAGUAUGGACUUAUAAAAUAGAUCAAUUACCGAUAUUAUUUAAAUUAUAACCUAAAAAUUAUAGACAUCAGUAACUUGUGUUCAGUUCAUAAUAUACACUCGACGUCAAAUAAAUCGCACCUCCCGCGACAAGCAUUUUCAAACGUAUGCAUCCCCACUUCCCACCAAUAUUGGUACCAUUUAAAAGCCUAGUUCUAACCUUCAUUUCAUUAAAGGAAAGGCUUUUACCCCAAAAAUGUGUCUUUAGAAGGAUCCAGAGUCACUUCUUCAAAAAAUAGGUAGUUACGCUACAGCCAACUUUUAUGGCUAUAAAACUGUUAAGUUGGGUUUAAUUGCUAUCCAUCUGUUAAAGAGGACACGUGAAAUCAUUAUUUGGUUUUAUAACCAUAAAAAUUGGUCUAAUUGAUCCCAUAGGUGGGCCCAAAGUGAGGUAUUUUUUCAAGUCACAUUUAUGGUAUAUGUUAUUCAUUUAUUAAGAAAUUAAAUGUGUUUUUCUUUAAGGAUAUUUAUUGGGCUUUCAAAUAACACCAAUAUUGUUGGGGCACCAUGAUUGUGUCAGAAGAAAAUCGUUAAAGUUUGCGUCGCGGAAGGUGCGGUUUAUUUGAUGUUGAGUAUACUUAAUAACAAAUACAAAUUAUCUGUAAAAACAGAACCACCAUGGUAGAAGCUGAAAUUAUGGAGAAGCCGUCACCUAAGAAAACUUUGACAAGAAAGAGGAAGAAGAAGACAAAAUCUCCCGUAGAAGAAAAGACCAUGAAACUGGACGUGAUUUCCGAGCCAGUGGUGCUUACAAAGCAUAAUGCAGGAGUACAGAAAACAGAAUGCCCCAAAGUGAUGUUCGAAGGCCUGUCGAUGGAUGAGAUUGGCGAGAGGUAUCCAGUGCUGAAGAAUGAAGAGUUGGUGCAACGGUUCUUAAAUGUGCCCAUGAAUAACAAUCAGAAAGGCCGCAUAAGAACAUUACUAAGAGACAACUUAAAAGGCACAUCCGAGUUUCUUCUACCAGACGUGAUACACAAUCGCAUUCAAACUGUGCUGAAAAGCUCAUCCGAUCUAAACGAUACGGACCUACGGAAGAUCCGUAUACUCUACAACAUGCUCAAGACUGCAAUAAAAAACGAAAAAGCAUUGCUAGAUAAGAAGUUAACAGAAAAAAAGCCUGUAGAGAGAAAGGUUAAAAAGGACAAAGAGGAAAAAGAAGAAAAAGUUAAAACUGCACCGGAAGAAAAGAGAGAGCAGUUAGUGAAGAAAGUUAGAGGGAAGAAGAGAUAUGUGGUGUUCAUAGGAAACCUUCCACUAGAUAUAAAUAAGGAAAAGAUAAUCAACCACUUCUCCGAGAUGAACGAACACAUCGUAGACGUGCGGAUCCCCAAGCAGAAGGAAGCCAAGAAGAGCGCCAUAGCCUAUGUCGAGCUCAAGAACGAACCUAGCUAUGAGUUGGCAUUGUCCAAGCACCAUUCAAUGCUGGGCAACCGGAGAAUCAAUGUGCUGUACUCAACACAAACGAACAGCAAGAUCACUAAAGCAGAAGCAAAAAGUAAAUCGGCGAAGCUUGUAGCCCUCCAGAAGUCUGGGAAACUGAUCGGAAGUACUCCAGCUGUCAAGAAACGCAGCCAUCGCCGCGCUAUACUCAAGAAAGCUCGCGCGAAAGAAGCUCAAUCGUGAUACAGAUUAUAUUCCGUUGAAGUAACAUUGUUAUAAGUUCAAUUGUUAAAAAAACAGUAAAAUUUACCUAUUAUUA
Ostrinia nubilalis (European corn borer) is the source of this 2192-nucleotide messenger RNA. Its product is annotated as nucleolin-like. The record is from RefSeq and is a predicted model, not a curated record. Lineage: Eukaryota; Metazoa; Arthropoda; Insecta; Lepidoptera; Crambidae. Gene Ontology annotation, biological process: ribosomal small subunit biogenesis. Gene Ontology annotation, cellular component: nucleolus. Gene Ontology annotation, molecular function: rRNA binding. The coding region runs from base 1112 to 2116 and encodes 334 amino acids. The transcript has 7 exons.